UUCUCUAGCCUACAAAAACACAUACUGAUCACAAAUGUUAACAAAGACACACACCAUUAGUGAGUUUGAGCUUGGAAGACUCAACCAUGGCAGUAGGAGUAGCAGUAGCAAGCCAAGGCGGGCAAUACAAUGGCGGAAUGACAAGGCUUGUUGUCCUAUCUUGCAUGGUAGCAGCCAUGGGAGGAGUCAUAUUCGGCUAUGAUAUUGGAAUAUCAGGGGGAGUGACCUCCAUGGAGCCAUUUCUUAAGAAGUUCUUCCCUAAAGUUUACACUAAGAUGAAGGAAGAUACUAAUAUUAGCAACUACUGCAAAUUUGAUAGCCAACUCUUGACUUCAUUCACUUCUUCACUCUAUAUUGCCGGCCUAUUCGCUUCCUUCUUUGCUUCUGCCAUCACCGGAGCCUUUGGUCGCAAGCCAUCGAUUCUGGUCGGAGGCGCUGCAUUCCUCGGUGGUGCAGCCCUCAAUGGUGCUGCAACUAAUAUAUACAUGCUGAUAUUUGGUCGUGUUCUGCUUGGUGUUGGAGUUGGUUUUGCAAAUCAGUCAGUGCCUCUAUAUCUAUCUGAAAUGGCACCAGCAAGAUACAGGGGAGCAAUCAACAAUGGUUUCCAAUUCUGUGUUGGCAUUGGAGUACUCUCAGCUAACCUUAUCAAUUACGGUACUGAAAAGAUCAAAGGCGGCUGGGGAUGGCGAGUCUCUCUGGCCCUGGCCGCAGUACCAGCCUCACUGCUAACUUUUGGAUCACUAUUUCUCCCAGAAACACCCAACAGCCUUAUUCAGAGAAACAAUGACCACCACAAAGCCAAAGUUAUGCUACAACGGAUCCGCGGCACCCCUGAUGUUCAAGCUGAGCUGGAUGAUCUUAUCAAUGCAAGCUUGAUAUCGAAAACCAUUCACAAUCCAUUCUUGAAUAUCUUGCAGAGGAAGUAUAGGCCGCAACUGGUGAUGGCAAUAGGCAUACCAUUCUUUCAACAAGUCACAGGCAUCAAUGUCAUCUCUUUUUAUGCACCAAUUCUGUUCAGGACAAUUGGUUUAGGUGUAAGUGCAUCACUCUUGUCCGCGGUUUUGACCGGGGGAGUUGGGAUCAUCACGACGUUCAUUUCGAUGCUUUUAGUCGAUAAACUUGGCCGGAGAGUUCUGUUCAUGUUUGGAGGGAUACAAAUGUUGGUGUCACAGAUUGCAAUUGGAGCAAUCAUGGCUGCACAACUAGGUGAUCAAGGUGUGCUAAGCAAAGGCUAUUCUUAUUUAGUAUUGGCUCUGAUAUGUAUAUAUGUUGCUGGGUUUGGACUGUCAUGGGGUCCAUUGGGAUGGUUAGUUCCUAGUGAGAUUUUUCAGCUGGAGAUCCGGUCUGCCGGACAAAGUAUCGUUGUGGCAGUGAAUUUUCUCUUCACUUUCAUUGUUGCACAGGCUUUCCUGACUAUGCUUUGCCACCUCAAGUCUGGGAUUUUCUUCUUCUUUGGAGGAUGGGUGGUGGUGAUGACUGUGUUUGUGUACUUUUUGCUACCAGAAACGAAAAAUGUCCCGAUUGAGAAGAUGGAUAUGGUCUGGAGAGAUCACUGGUUCUGGAAGAGAAUUGUGGGUGAUUAUGAGAGCAAAGAAUCUGCUUGUUGAAGUUCAAUCAUGUUUUAAGCUUGUGUAUUCAUACAUUUUGGUGCUUACUUGCAUAAAGCUCAAGAAAGAAUGUGCAACUGUAACUUGGAAUUGCCAAAAGAGGAAGAAAACUGUAACUUAGAAUUGUAAAACAACAGCAUAUCAAACCCAGCUGGGGUUCAAAUUCAAGAUCCAA
Tripterygium wilfordii is the source of this 1782-nucleotide messenger RNA. RefSeq names its product hexose carrier protein HEX6. The transcript has 2 exons. NCBI's taxonomy places the organism in Eukaryota, Viridiplantae, Streptophyta, Magnoliopsida, Celastrales, Celastraceae. Bases 87 to 1607 code for a protein of 506 amino acids. The record is from RefSeq and is a predicted model, not a curated record. Gene Ontology annotation, cellular component: membrane. Gene Ontology annotation, molecular function: monosaccharide transmembrane transporter activity. Gene Ontology annotation, biological process: monosaccharide transmembrane transport.